Clupea harengus (Atlantic herring) is the source of this 1842-nucleotide messenger RNA. RefSeq names its product protein-L-isoaspartate (D-aspartate) O-methyltransferase domain containing 1 (gene pcmtd1). The record is from RefSeq and is a predicted model, not a curated record. Gene Ontology annotation, biological process: protein modification process. Gene Ontology annotation, molecular function: protein-L-isoaspartate (D-aspartate) O-methyltransferase activity. NCBI's taxonomy places the organism in Eukaryota, Metazoa, Chordata, Actinopteri, Clupeiformes, Clupeidae. Gene Ontology annotation, cellular component: cytoplasm.
GGGGGGUUCUGAAGGAACACUUGAGGGGUGUAUUUGAAGGGUGUACUUGUUUGGAUGUUGAGUUCACAUAUGUAUGUAUGUUCUCCAGUAUCGCUGACUCUUGCUUUCAUAGCUUGCAUCUCGGGUUGGUGGCCAGGUCGUGUUGGUGCGUAUGUGGUUCACGCAGAAUUCUAUUCUUGUCAUCCCGCGAAAACACGUCUGUCUGGACUGGGUCAAACACGUGACAUAUGUUUACAUCCUCUCAGCUGGAGAAAAGACAGCGGCAAUCGGCCCUCUUCGAAAAAACUAUAUUUAUGUGAGCUGUGGCACCAUACGGUAGUGUCUCCCUAGAUCGUGUUAGAAAUACACAUAUCACUUAAUUUACUCCACUGACUGAGGCUGAUACAAGCAAAUCAGUGGGGUGUUGCAAGUCUGGAAUCUGUGACCUGCAUCAUCCACCAGCCAGAUCAUUGGGUUUCCUCAUCCACAGAACAGGAUACUGUUCUGGCUGCUGUUCAGGUUGUUCUUGGACCACCUGUUUGAGAUGCCAAUCUGACGCGACCUGCAGGAGCUGAUCCUACCCGACUCAUCAGCCUGUGUCUCCAUGUAAGGCCUGGCCCUCCGCUGAAAGUCUAUUUCUUUUUGUUUGUUUGAUUUUUUUUUGGGCGAGGAGGCUGCUGUUGCGUCCAUUUUGUUUUGGCAUUUUUGGCAUCAUGGGCGGAGCCGUGAGUGCCGGGGAGGACAACGAUGACCUGAUUGACAACCUGAAGGAGGCCCAGUACAUCCGCACCGAACGGGUGGAGCAGGCCUUCCGGGCCAUCGACCGCGGCGACUACUACCUGGACAGUUACCGGGAGAACGCCUACAAGGACCUAGCGUGGAAAAAUGGCAACCUCCACCUGUCGGCGCCGUGCAUCUACUCGGAGGUGAUGGAGGCGCUGAAGCUCCGGCAGGGACUGUCCUUCCUCAACCUGGGCAGUGGCACGGGCUACCUGAGCACCAUGGUGGGCCUCAUCCUCGGUCCAUUUGGAGUGAAUCACGGUGUUGAGCUACACAAGGAUGUGGUGGAGUAUGCCAAGGAGAGGCUGGAUGACUUCAUUAAAAACAGUGAUAGCUUUGAUAAGUUUGAAUUCUGUGAGCCCAAAUUUGUUGUGGGAAACUGCCUAGAAAUUUCCCCCGACAGCCACCAAUACGAUCGCAUGUACUGCGGAGCUGGAGUCCAAAAGGACCAUGAGAACUACAUGAAACUCAUGCUCAAAGUGGGAGGCAUCCUCGUUGUGCCAAUUGAAGACCAGUUGACUCAGAUCACCCGGACCGGGCAGAGCUCCUGGGAGAGCAAGAACAUCCUGGCCGUGUCCUUCGCUCCUCUCGUCCAGCAGAACAGAGCAGACUGCAGCAAGCUAGAAACAGUCCAACUCCCUCCCUUCAUGAUCCGGAGCCUGCAGGACCUGUCGCGUGUCUAUAUCCGGCGCGCGCUGCACGGCCACAUCGAGGACGCCAGCCCGGCCGCGGAGCGCGUGCCCCACAAGCGCAAGAGGCGGCGUUGCCGGCGGCGACGCAUCAACACGUACGUGUUCGUGGGCAACCAGCUGAUCCCGCAGCGCGUGGAGAGUGAGGAGGAGGAGCGCAUCGAGGAGGAGAUUAAGGAGGAAGAGGAGGAGGAGGAGGAAGAAAAGGAGGGCGGUGACGACGAGCAGCCACUGAAGUCUGAGGAGCCCCAUGUCAACCUGCUGAGGGAGAAGGUCCUUGGCCUGCCCCUGCCCGACGCGCUCAAGGCCUACCUGCUGUACUACCGCGAGAAGUGACCAGGGUGCACACACACACACACACACACACACACACACACACACACACACGCACGCA